GUCUGUGAGUACCUGUUUGUACCCCUGUGUGCACACCUGUGUAUGUGAGCGCGCUGGUGUUCAAAAGGUUUCUCCAUGUAAAUGUCUAGUAGUGUGUGUGGGGAGCCACAGCCCCAUCCCUCAGGACAUGAAGCAGACACGGAGGAGACCCCAGACAUCCAGAGGCCCUCCAGGGCAUGGGAGCCCCCGGAGGACCACCGCAGGGAGAAUAGCAGCCCCUCACCCAGAAAAGGGCAGAGGAGAGCUCUGGAGGGAGGCCAUCCGGCAGCCACAGUGCAGGAGCCCCAGGGGGCUGUGGCGGGGAGCCUGCAGGCUCUGCCGGCGGCCGGCCCCACCAGGGCAGACCAGGCCCUGGGCCCAGAGAUCCAAGGGCCCCCCACUGCUGGGGGCAAGGGCCCAACAGAGCCAGGAGGGCCAGAUCCCGCCAGGCAACUGCCAAGGGCGAGCCAGCACCCACCCAAGCACCCAGCCCCGGAAAUCGAGAACCACCAACGCACCAGCUGCCGGGGGCCCCAUCCUCCAGCAGGGAGUGUAGCGGGGGGGAAUAGAGCCCGAGAUGUUAUUUCGGUGGAGUCUAGGACCCAACCUGACACGUGUGUAUAGACAAACAGGCACACACAUAUACAAGCAUACGUUCCCACCCUCAUGCACACAUAAACAAAUAUUUACACAUUCACCCAACAUAGACACACAGAAAUGAACGCUGUACACAUACUCUCACUCCCCAUAUAUACUCUAUGUGGACCCCAUUUUUUUUCCUCUGGCGAGGAGACCAGAAGACCACCCCAGACCCCACAGCAGCCGAGAAGCCCACCAGCCCAGACCCUGAUCAGACGGCCAGCUCUUCCUCUCUCAGCCCCCAGUCCCAAAUGGCGAACAGAGAAUGGGGGUGUGAAAAGACCCCAUGCCCCCCUUCGCCCGCUCAGAUGUGGUGUUGGUGCGUGUUGUUCUAAAGUGCUUUUAAAACAGGUGAAGGGCAUGACGCUAACCACCCCCUGCCGACCAACAGUUGGUGUUAGCUCGGCCCCUCCCCAGAGCCCUCAGUGUCUAUGUGUGAUUAAAAUUGAGAUGUGGGCCCUGGCACCAGAGGUAAGGCUGAAUGAACAGACCGCCCUCUGGUUGCCAUACUGUGUGCCCACCCCCAAGGCCCUAAAUGUAUGUGUCAUGAGAGAGUCAGUAAUGAGAGUGUCUAAGUUGUGAUGUAUGAUUGAGAUACAGGUGGUCGCGAGCGGACAGAGGAGGGAUACCUCCCCUGUAUCCCAGCAACGCACCUGCACCUCAAAGCCCUACGUGUGUGGUGGUGUGAUGGAGCGGGAGGAGGGAGGCACUUCGGGAUGGGGAGGAAAGGAAUGGGGGGGGGGCAAGUUCCCCCCCUCUGGAGCCAGCUCCCCCGCUCCACUUUUACUUUUAAGAUGUACUGUUUGAUGACUAAAUUGUUUGUGAUUGUGUGUGUGUGUGUGUGUGUGUGUGUGUGUGUGUGGAUUAGGUUUGUAUUAGAUUGUGGGGACCAAAUGUCCCCCACAAUGUUAUAAAAACCUUUUUACAUUGGGGGACCAUUUUUCAGGUCUCCACAAAGAUCUGUGACACAAGAAAGUGAAAAUGCCAAAAGUCUUGCAUUUUAUUUGGAUAUUUAUGGUUAAGGUUAGGGCUGGGUUGGAGUUUUCCCCAUAGAAGUGAAUGGAGAGUCCCCACAAAGAUAUAGUUGCAAUCCUAUGUGCGUGUGUGCAUGUGUGUGUGCAAGGGAAUGUCAUCCCAUCCAGGUUGAAUCUGCCCUGUCAUCUUGCCUACAAUAGGCUCCAGGCUCUCUGUGACCCUGAUCAUUAUAAACAGAUGGAUGGAUUAUGGAUGGACCCAGAUUACUCUUAGUGCUGUGAGCCCCCGGCAAUGGACUGGCAUCAUGUCCAGGGUGUCCCUGCCUUGUGCCCUGUGUCUGCUGGGAUCAGAUCCAGGCCAAAUGUGACCCUGCCCUAAAUAACUGAUGGACUGAAAACAUGCAGUUUAAAAGCACUAAGGGCUAUUACAGUACCUGACGUUUGUGUGAAAGAAGAAACAAACUGGUAUAAUAUCUGAUUGUGCAUUUACAUUGUGCUGGCGAUGCAUGUUGUGAAACCGGUUAGGAAAGGACAGAAUGGCAUCUCUUAUCACAGCUUUCAGAAAAAGUGAAUAGUGACAGAAUAGUGCAAAGGCAAUCGUAUCACUUGCAUAAGUGAAAUUUCCUCACUAAUACAGACCUAUACAGCAGGACAUUUUGACAUACUGUCUGUGUGUCCUCUAUGCAUGUAUAUGAAUGUAUACACAAUGAAUACGAAAUUAAAUGUGUAUGGUAAUAAAAUGUUUUGCUUAAAAAACUCCAUUGAUGUAAUUUUAAACAUUAUCAAACCCCAAAAUACUCCUCUAGCCAGAGAGUUAUUUAAUAAAAUUGCAAGCCUCAAAUGUCCUCAGUCUUUAAACUUAACACCAGUUGUGCAACUCACUUUUCUUAGGCGAUGGGACAUUUAAAAAGAACAUAAUAUUUUGAAACUGCACUGGCAUAGAAGUAAAAUCUUACAUGUAAAGGCAAAUCAUGUUGUUAAAAUUAUCGCAUUAAAUAUUGCAUUAAACCUGACUUUCCUCAGAAUACAAGAAUAGGAUAAGACAUUAACUCCACUAUCCGUUAAAACCCAGUCAUGAUCGGUUUCACCUCUUAAGUUUCAGGGUUUUUUUUCCCUGUGAGCAGUGCAUCCCCGUACAGCUGAACUCCAGUAGCCCUGUAGACAUUGUGGUUGUCACAGAACAGGCUCAGCCGCAUUACAGGCAGUUUAGCCCAUUGUCUAGAGCAUUGUUUCCAAAUCUGGUCCUUGGGAACCCACAGCUGGUCCAUGUUUUUGCUCCCUGCCAGACAGUCCACAUUUUUGCUCCCUUUCAGCUCCUUGAAGUCCCCAUGGGGUCCCUGAGGACUGGAUUGGGAAACACUGACAUAGAGGCAUGGAGUGCUACAGACAGACAUGUUGUGGGUUCAUUUCCAAAGUGCAUUUCUCUCUUUUUCAACAGCUAAAUGCUAGUAAGUUUUCAGUGCAUAGCACAUGUCUGCAAGGCCUAUCGAGCCUCCGGAUGACCCAAGGCGCCACUUGCAGUCUUUUAACAUUUUUUUUUCUGUGUCUAAGCAGAUCUGGGAGAUCCUGUUGGGCCAGCAGUGUUAGUAUCAUCAUCAUUAACUUGUUAACAAAGUAACUAAUGUGAAAGUUUUUAACACAGAACAGAACACAGAACACUUUAUUUGCAGUGUAUACAAACAUAACAGAAUGGCUGUUGUUUAGUGUCAGACAUCAAGGAGAAAAUUACAAGACAUUUAGUAUAAACACUUCACUGAAUGAUAUGCACAAAAUGAAAUAUGGAAUAUAAGUCAAUAUAUUUAUAUCAAUAUACAGAAAACAGUACAAAGACAUCUUUAAAAGAAUACAUACAUUCUUUCCCUGUUACUCAGACAUGUUCCUAUUAUAUGUCAGAAGCCUCCUGACUGAAUCAUUUAGUCACGUAUUUCCAAAGCUUCAAUAUGGUGAAUGAAUCUGAAUAUUAAUGUCAGUCUGGGUGCCCCCAGGUAGGACAAAAACUGGCCGCUCGUUCACUUCACCCGUUAGCAUGUUCUUUUUAAGAUGAUGCCUAACCCUGCUCACGUUCCCAUUUUCAGAUUAAUUUAUCUGCUUUACUCUGGUUUUGUUUCAUCCAGCUGAUUUUGUCGAAACUGUCUCCCCUCUUCGCCACAAAGGAAGUCUCCAGUACAUCUUCCCUUCCCUGUGUCACAUAUGCUCAGCAACUUUCUUCUUAGUGUUGAGGGUCUGGUUCCUUUGUGAAAGAAACAUCUUUCCUGUUCCUUGGGAAAGCUACAUCGUCAGAGCUGCAGCUGUUUGCAUGCCAGACAGCCCCACACCACAACGCUAGAAAAUGUACAUGAAGUUCGCUGGAGAAGAAAAUGUCUCACUGUCACUGACAUUUCUGGGGAAGAAAAUUCACAGCCGCAUUGACCCAGCUUUUAAACCAAGUGCCAGGGAAACCACAGCUCCUCCUUCUAACCUGGAAGCUUCUAUGCCAGGCUCUGGGCCUGGUCAUUCCCAGCAUCGGAUUUCAGGCCCUGAAGAACUUCCUGGCAGCGUCCCACACCUUGGAGAAUCCGUGCCACUGCAAUUGCAGUGCACUGUUCACAGCACACACCUAGACAAAGACACUGACUCAGACACGUGGCUGAAGAAAAACAAGGUUGGGUGGAAUGUCUUUAAGCAAUGGAUCAGAGCGGACAGGAAGAUUGGCCGGCAAGGACAAACGGCACGUCAUGUUAUGAGAGCCAGAGAGGAACCCCAGAGUCAACGUGAUGAAGAAGAUGCUAGUUUCAAAAUAUUCAUUCCCUAUGAUUCAGCCAAGCUGUGUGUCACUCAGAUCAUAGAAGACAUGGAAUUUAUAAAAAGAAGACAUUUGGAAAUUGUCAACGAACUUGAAGAGAGCUACGUAAAAGCAUCAAAAAACAAUCAGGAAAAAAUGAUCCAAAAGGUCAAUGCUCAUUACCAAAAUAAGCUCAUCUCCUUAAGGAGAAUGAUGGACGUAUACCAGGAGAUGGCCAAGAAGAAAAAUAUUUACUGUGAAGAAAGAAUAAAGACCCUAAAAAACCUCAACCAAAAACAUGUGGAAGAUAAAACAGCUCUUCAAGAGAAGAACCAGGCAGAUGCUGCCAAAUGGGAAAGAGAAAAGCUGGAAAUGCUUGAGCUCUUUUCCACAAGAUUAGACCUGCUCCACAAGCACCAGGCAUCCACUUUGCAGGAGCUUCAGAUGGCCAGGGAGGAACUGGGGAGUAUCCAGGAGAUGCUGAAGCCCACAUGUCCCAGUGAGGAGACCAAUGUGACCCCUGUGAUGAGAACCGACUUAUUACAGCCAGAGACAGAAGAUGGCGGAGAGAGUCAAAGUUGUUGCGGUAGCGGCGAGUUAACACUAGAGGGAGCACAAGCCCGUCUGGAAACGCUGAAGGAGAACCUGUACAAACGAGAGAGGGAGAUCACUGAGCUGCUUCAAGGAGAACGAGAGAAGGAGAGGGAACAGACACUUAUUACAGCAAUACGAAUCCCAUGUGCUGCCUUACUCAGAACAAUUAUACAAAAGGCCCAUGAUAUUUACCAGAACGUGGCUGAAGCAAAGAUUCUGGUUGACCAUAUGGCAGAAGACAAUGGUCUGGAAUUAGCGCAAGCCAAGGAGGUGGCUGACCAAGAGCAGAUGACUGCAACAAAUCACGGACACCGGGGAGAGGACGAGACAGAGUGGGAAAGUCUAACUGAGGAACAGCAGAGAUGUACUUUGUUACAGAAAACUGAAGCCAUACACAUUGCCUUGGAAUGUAUCAAGAAAGGAUUAAUUCCUUCAUUCUCAGAUGGUGCCUGGAAGCUUGAACACAGUUGCAGUGGGAUGGAUGAAGAGCAUUGUCAGGUUCUUGAGAACAACAAUUUCAGAAUAAAAAGUUUGGGUCAACAGCUCUUACAGCUACAAACUGAGUUGAAACAAGCCAGAGAAGAGACUAAAAGGAUAACUGAAAAUUACAACUCCGAAAGAACAAUGAGGAAAAAAUAUUUUAAUAUGGUGGAAGACAUGAAAGGGAAAAUCAGAGUGUUUUGUCGCAUAAGACCCAUGAGCGAGGUUGAAACAAGCUGUGGAAGUGUCCCUGUCGUUGACUGCCUGGACGAUUACUCAGUCACAGUGGAAACUUCACGGGGCUUGAAGGAGUUCCAGUUUGAUAGAGUUUUCAACCCCACAAGUUCACAGGAAGACGUCUUCCAGGACAUAAGCAGGCUUAUUCAGUCUGCGAUAGAUGGGUAUAACGUCUGUAUCUUUGCAUAUGGACAAACAGGCUCAGGAAAAACCUUCACGAUGGUCGGCGACAAAGAUCUGAAGAACCCAGGAAUCACACCGCGCACGUUUAGAGCAAUAUUUCACAUCACACAGGAAAACAGCUCCAAGUUUGAUUUCAAGGUCUCCAUGUGUAUGCUGGAACUAUACAAUGAACGCCUGCUGGAUCUCUUCGUCAGUCCUGUCGAUGCACUCGGUAAAAGAAUAGAAAUUAAGAAGGACAGAAGGGGACUUGUGAUCGCUCACGGAGCGGAGACGAAGGACGCAGCCAGUGCCGAGGAGCUUCUGGCUCUGUUUGAACAGGGCUGUUGUAACCGACACAUUGCAGCCACAAAAAUGAACAUGGAGAGUUCCCGCUCUCAUCUAAUCGUUGGAAUCACCGUGGAGAGCAGGAACCACACCAAUGGCUGUGUAAGCUAUGGGAAGUUGAGCCUGGUCGACCUGGCAGGAAGUGAGCGGGCAGCGAAGACGGGAGCCAAGGAUGACCAGCUGAAGGAGGCAAAUUCCAUCAACAAGUCCUUGAGUGCUCUGGGUGAUGUCAUAUCUGCUCUGUCUACAGAGCAAGUUUAUGUCCCUUACCGGAACAACAAGUUAACCCAGCUCAUGCAGGACUCUCUGGGGGGAAAUGCCAAAACACUCAUGUUCGUCAACAUCUCCCCCGCCAGCUGCAAUACUGAGGAGAGUCUUACCUCGUUAAGCUAUGCAACACGAGUUAAAGCAAUAACCAAUACAGCUCAAAAAAAUUCAGAGAGCAAGGAGAUAGCGCAUCUCAAAGAGAUCAUUCUGAAGUUAAAAUCGGGACAACCAGUGGACGACGAUGUGUGAUUGUAUACGUUCAGUGGCGGAAACACAAAUACUGUGCAUGAAAAACACAUGUAAGGUGCUUUUCCUGCUUUCCUGUGAAAAUAAACAAUAGCAAGUGUAA
This is a messenger RNA of Brienomyrus brachyistius, 6787 nucleotides long. RefSeq lists its product as uncharacterized. The record is from RefSeq and is a predicted model, not a curated record. Gene Ontology annotation, biological process: microtubule-based movement. Gene Ontology annotation, molecular function: ATP binding; microtubule motor activity; microtubule binding. The transcript is spliced from 24 exons. The coding region runs from base 3922 to 6687 and encodes 921 amino acids. NCBI's taxonomy places the organism in Eukaryota, Metazoa, Chordata, Actinopteri, Osteoglossiformes, Mormyridae.